AUGACACCCGGCUCUAAUGAUGUCCAUCAUAUGAUGGACGAAAGCUCAGCAAGUUUUCACUCAAAACGAGGGAGCAAGUCUCGUGGACUGCGUCAAUAUGAAUAUCGCCUAAAAGCCAAACAGCUGCAGAACAACGAGUUUCAUCCGUCUUCAUCUGGUGAGAUCGACCAACGAAUCUCUUCUUCAUGCACUUUCAUUCGAAACGAAGGUCCCCCUAACAAUACUUCAACCUUACUCUACAUGCUUGCAAAUGAGGGAAGUUAA
Protopolystoma xenopodis is the source of this 264-nucleotide messenger RNA. Lineage: Eukaryota; Metazoa; Platyhelminthes; Monogenea; Polystomatidea; Polystomatidae. The record is from the annotation of a GenBank genome assembly.